GCAAUCUCUGCUUCAUUUGAGGAUGAACAUUAGCGCAAAAGUAGACAGCGACCUGCUGUUUAUAAACUUUAACCAGGAUUUCAGGUAGGCGCAUCUCAAUGCAUAUACGCAGUUGCUGAAUUUCGCCUUCAAUUUUCCUUGCUGGCUGCUAAACUCGCUUGUCUGCCUUGUAGCUGCUUGUCGGUGGGGACAAAGAACGGGUACAAGAUAUACAACUGCGAGCCGUUUGGGAAAUGUUAUGCGCGGUCCGAGGGCGGCAUUGGGCUGGUGGAAAUGCUGUUUUGCACGUCGCUGGUGGCACUGGUGGGCUCGGGUGACCAGCCUGCAUUGUCGCCGCGGCGGCUGCAAAUAAUUAACACAAAGCGGCAGUCGAUAAUCUGUGAGCUGACGUUCCCAACCACUAUUCUGGCGGUGAAGCUGAACCGCCGGCGCCUUAUAGCGGUUCUGGAGGAGCAGAUAUACGUGUACGACAUCAGCAACAUGAAGCUCCUGCAUACCAUCGAGACGCCGCCGAACCCGAGCGCAAUCUGUGCCAUGUCGCCCAGCAGCGAGAACUGCUUUAUCGCGUAUCCGACGCCGGCGUCAGUCAGCGUGCCGCCCAGCAAGCCUGGCGGGGCGGUGGAGAUUCCAGCGACCACCGAUGUGAUGGUGUUUGAUGCCAACUCGUGCGAAGCCAUCAACAUCAUCCAGGCCCACAAGAGCCCGAUCUCGUACCUGGCCAUGAACCGCGAGGGGACCAUGCUGGCCACCGCGAGCGACAAGGGUACGGUUAUCCGUGUGUUUUCGCUGCCGGGCGCCCAGAAGAUUGCGCAGUUCCGGCGUGGUGCGUACCCGGCCAAGAUCCACUCGAUCACCUUCAAUGCCACGUCGACGCUGCUGCUGGUCUCGUCAGACACCGACACCGUGCAUAUCUUCCGCGUCGCCGACGGCCGCAACCGCUCGUCAAAGAAACAUGGCGGCUCGAAUGGGUCGUCGCCCAGCAGCGCGCUGCAUCCGACCGACUCGUACGCCAGCUCGAUUGGGUCGGCCGAGACCGAAGUGUCUGGGUACGAGGGCAGUGGGCGGCAAGCGGACGGCGGGCGGGCGUCGCGGCGCUCCAAUGGCCGGCAGGGCCAGGCGCCGUUCGAGGGCAUGCUGCGCCGCGCGUCGUGGAAGGGCCUGGUGAGCAGCAAGAUUGUGGGCAAGGCUGCGCAGCUCAUGCCCGAUAUGCUGUCGGAGAUGUGGGAGCCGUCGCGCGACUUUGCGUUCCUGAAGCUGCCAAAGUCCAACAUCCAGAGUAUUGCCGCCAUGAUGAGCUCGUGUCCGCAAAUCAUGGUGGCCACGUCCGACGGGUACUUUUACCAGUACAGCAUUGACCUGGACAAAGGCGGCGAAUGUGUGCUGCUGAAGCAGGACUGUCUGCUGGACAGCGCCGAGGAGCUGGGGGCCUAUGCCAGCUAAUACUUUCUUCCUUUUUGUACUCAAUAGCGCUCUUUUUUAAUUACUCUUCGAAAUCCUCAAUGAACUGCGCAAACUGCUCUGGCAGAUCGC
This is a messenger RNA of Linderina pennispora, 1530 nucleotides long. RefSeq lists its product as uncharacterized. Gene Ontology annotation, biological process: protein localization to phagophore assembly site; nucleophagy; autophagy of mitochondrion. The transcript has a single exon. Bases 481 to 1440 code for a protein of 319 amino acids. The record is from RefSeq and is a predicted model, not a curated record. NCBI's taxonomy places the organism in Eukaryota, Fungi, Kickxellomycota, Kickxellomycetes, Kickxellales, Kickxellaceae. Gene Ontology annotation, molecular function: phosphatidylinositol-3,5-bisphosphate binding; protein binding; phosphatidylinositol-3-phosphate binding. Gene Ontology annotation, cellular component: phagophore assembly site membrane; extrinsic component of membrane; cytosol.